AUGAGAAGACUCGCAAAAAGGCAAAAGGGGGCAGAAAAGCCGAGCGCUGACAGGCCCCGCCCCCGGGCCGCGCGCCCCGCCCCGCCGCUGCUUUGCAUGAGAAAGCGCAGCGGCCCGGGGCAGCCUCCUCCCCGCCGCCCCGCCGCCCCGCCGCGGGCUCCCGGGCCCCGCGGGGGCCAAUCCCACCCCGCCUGCAGCCCAGCGGGGGGCGCAGCGCCGAGUCCCGCCCGCGUCGCCCGCCAGCCCCAGGACAGCCCGCCUGGCGCGCGGGGCUCUGCGCGCUGCGACCCACCCCGGCAGUCCCUCCCGCCUCUCCUCGCCCUCUCUCUGCCUGGCCUCCAACUUUGCCUCUUGCUAUCCUCUCCGCCGGCGCCCCCUUUCCCGGCGGUCCCCGGGAUGGUCCCCGGCACCCCGAGGACGCCGAGGUUACGGGAAGUUCGGGGACUGGCGGGAGAAGGGGUUGGGGGGGUGGUCCGCGGCGAGGGGCGCGGGGCGCAUCUUCUCUUCCUUUUAUGGGCUGCUACACUUGUGUGUCCCUUCUUCCUUGAAUUUAACCAGGAGUGAGCAGUGGACAGCUUCUUCCCUGUGAGAAGGAGGUGAAGCAGGACCUGAAAUCCCGUGCUCAGCUCCCACAGCCCCCGUGUCCAGGACAAGUCCUUUGCUGAAUCAGCAGCAGACACCACCCAGAGCCCUUCGGGAGCCUUUACCUGUUCUUCCAGCAUGGAUGUGAAACUCCGUUCCCACUUCCUGCAGCCUCCCAGAGAUAGUUCAGGUUCCAGCCUCAUAUGAUAGCAUGAAGAGAAACUGUGGUUCCAAUAGCUGUGUGCUCUGCUCCCCUCAUCCCAAACAACAAUUUAAAUGCACAAUUACACUUUUCUCUAAGGCCCAAAAUAGGAUAGGAAAGAUCGUUUUGCUAUCCCUGAAUGCCUGUCACCCUUGUUUCAUAAGGUAAGAUUGGGGAAGGACUUGGCCACUGCCCUU
Messenger RNA from Pongo pygmaeus (Bornean orangutan), 981 nucleotides. RefSeq lists its product as uncharacterized. The record is from RefSeq and is a predicted model, not a curated record. The coding region runs from base 1 to 564 and encodes 187 amino acids. Lineage: Eukaryota; Metazoa; Chordata; Mammalia; Primates; Hominidae. The transcript has 2 exons.